Molecule: messenger RNA, 300 nt
Organism: Carassius carassius (crucian carp)
Lineage: Eukaryota; Metazoa; Chordata; Actinopteri; Cypriniformes; Cyprinidae
Product: large ribosomal subunit protein mL48-like
Exons: 3
Coding region: 3-296 (97 amino acids)
Cellular component (GO): mitochondrial ribosome
Source: RefSeq, a predicted model, not a curated record
UAAUGAUCUCAUUUAUGUUUGAAAGCUAUGCCCGGCCUACGAAAAGCACAGAGGUCAUGGUGAUGCAGGAGCAAGGCACUAAGAUGUAUGUAGAUGCAGUCCUGAAAACCAAUGAGCGUAUUGUUCAGAUCAGUGAAAUGAAGGCAACACUUUUUCCCAUAUUUAUGGACGUUGUUCUGAAGAACCAGCCUGAGGGGGUGCGAUUCUGUGUAAAGCAGCACUCGGAUACAGAUUUUCAAGCAUGGUUCAAGACAAGAUCUGAGCUUGAGGGACUUCUUGCAAAAAUUAAUAAUUAAUAAA